Molecule: messenger RNA, 414 nt
Organism: Gigantopelta aegis
Lineage: Eukaryota; Metazoa; Mollusca; Gastropoda; Neomphalida; Peltospiridae
Product: KRAB-A domain-containing protein 2-like
Exons: 1
Coding region: 1-414 (137 amino acids)
Biological process (GO): DNA integration
Molecular function (GO): nucleic acid binding
Source: RefSeq, a predicted model, not a curated record
AUGGUUCAUGGUAAGCCCAGACAUCCUCAAAGUCAAGGCUCAGUGGAACGAUUAAACUGUGACGUGAAGGACAUGCUCACUGCAUCGUUAGGGGACAAUAACUCAACAGACUGGCCAAUGGGAUUUCGUUUUGUACAAUUCCAAAAGAACAGCAGCUACCAUUCUGGAAUCAAACAAUCACCAUACAAAGCCUUGUUUGGAACUGAAGUCAAAGUUGGAUUGCGUUCCAAUACCCUUCCAACAGAAAUUCUCGAAAGAAUGGUCUCUGAAGGUGACCUUAUUGCAGCAUAUGCCACCCCGCCAGAAGACCAGGAGACAGCAGACACAGAAGAUGUUCCUGAUGCACAGCUAAGAACUAUUCAACAUAACAUCCAAGUCCAGCGGAAAAGAGCAGCAGAUGGUCAGCUUGCAUAA